AUGCCUCUCCCCGAGGGUGUCAAUAUCCCGCUCACAUAUUCUCACCUCCUCCUCAUCGGCAAGGUUAUUCUCGUCACUCGGUCCUUCAACUAUGGUCUCUUCGCCGGCAUGAUCUGGGACAUGCUCCUCACUUUCGCCGACGAGGUGAAAUACAUAUGGAAAGCACCCUGGACAGUCAUUAAAGUCGUCUUCCUCUUCAACCGAUACGUUACCCCCAUCGUGGUCAUUGGAAGCCUCUACACACUCAGUGGACUGGCGACCGAUCUCACAGACGAAGGCUGCCGCAGAUGGGUCCUCGUCUCCGUCUCCAUCGAGCAAGUCUCUCUUGCGCUUGUCGCGUUUAUUAUUAUCCUCCGAUUACAUGCCGUAUGGCAAGCUUCUCGUCGGACGCUCUACCUCCUCAUGGGUGUCUGGAUAGCCGGUACUUCGGCUUCGAUUGCAAUGCUCAUCGAAGUCUUUUACAAGAAUAAGCGAUUGAUCUACUACGAAGAUAGAGCAAACGUGUGUUUUACCCUCGUUCCAAAUGUCUGGAAACUAUGGCUGCCGGAUAUCGUCAUGCAUGCCUUUCUCGUCUUUUUCCUCGUCUUCAAAGCCAUUGCCACGCCAAGGUCUAGCCAGACGCGGAUGCUUGCCGUGCUCUAUUCGGAUGGCAUCAUCUACUAUUCCGUCACCUUGACGGCCAUCACACUCUCCUUUAUUAGUUGGAAGACUGCGCACUACCUCUGGAUCGGACUCCCACUCUACAGCUGCUGGAUGAUUCUCACCAUUGCCAUGUCCAGAUUACUCCUCUCGCUCAAGACGACACAGGUCGUCCAUUUCCACAACUCGCGACGACGAAGGCUCACCUUGCAUGGACACGAUGAUUCCAAUUUCAGCGGAGGUGGACAUGGUCGAAACGAGAGUGACGAGAUGGAGAUGGACGAAUCCCCCUCGCUCGCGUCGCCGACAGAUGGCAAAAACACGAAAAAGGUGUCGUUUAUGACGAGUACCGUGACAAGUGGACCCAAUUCGCCAAAUGCACUCGAGAGCCAGAGCAGUUUUAUGGACAUGCAACCUCAGCCGACCUGGGGUCGCCUCGUCGGAAAGCCCCUACAAGCGACUCAUUUCCCAAGUAUCCAUGCGAGCCAUCUUGGUGUACCCCAUCAUACUCCGGUUGGAGGAGGAGGGAGCAUUGCAGGGGCAGCAUUCGCGGUGGUCGCAGUGCGACGACAGGAGGAACAGGGGAUGUUUCGUCCAUUAGUUCGCGUACGGGUAAUUGGUGGUGGUGGCUCUUCCCACAUCGAUCGCGGAGGUGGGGGUAAAAAGAUGGCGACGCUCAUUUCAUCACUCGCAUGGGUCCGACGGGGCGUCGCUGCUCAAAAUCCACAAACGUACACCGUUGACGAUGAAGAGCUCAAGCGCGUUAGUAAGCUUGCUCGAGAAGAGCUCGCAGAUGCCGAGCUCGACGAGAAAGUACUGUUGGAUGAGAUGGGUGAAGGUGCAGAUGAAGAAGAUCAUGAAGAAGAUUGGGAAGAUGUGUCUGAUGAUGAAGAUGGUAUGGAAGUCGAUAAAAAGGACCCAAAUGACUUGUCAGAGUACAAGCUCGACGAGUACGACGACGAUGUCGGUCGGCAAAAAGGAAGUCUCUUCUCGAAUAUCAAGGGGUUGACAUACUACAAGGAUAACGAGGACGAUCCUUAUAUUACCCUCAAAGAUGUGAGCCCUGCCCAGACGAUUGCACGCACCUGGUAA
Molecule: messenger RNA, 1731 nt
Organism: Serendipita indica DSM 11827
Lineage: Eukaryota; Fungi; Basidiomycota; Agaricomycetes; Sebacinales; Serendipitaceae
Source: the annotation of a GenBank genome assembly